Molecule: messenger RNA, 1542 nt
Organism: Neopelma chrysocephalum (saffron-crested tyrant-manakin)
Lineage: Eukaryota; Metazoa; Chordata; Aves; Passeriformes; Pipridae
Exons: 4
Coding region: 1-756 (251 amino acids)
Source: RefSeq, a predicted model, not a curated record
AUGGCGGCGCUUGCCUGGCCGCUCCGCGCGCACCCGGGGGGGAACCCGCCCACCGAGAAGGGCGCGCGCCGUCGGCCGGAGCGGCCCCGCGUGCGGGCAGGCCCUCUAGAGGCACACUCGGCUGCUUGCGGUGGAGCGCCCCGGGCGGAGGGCGGCCCCUGCCGGCAGGGCCUCCGGCUCGCACGGGGCGGGAAGAGCCCUUGCUUCCCGAGGAGCCGCUUCCCACGGAGCCGGCCGGGCCACGUAAAGGGUACCAAAAUAAUUUUCUCUAAAAUUCACAAAGAAAAGCUCUGUGAUGUCAGAACUGUCUGUGAUACCAUCCUCCAGCCUCUACCACUUAUACUGAGAAAGUCUGAAGCAAGGAAGAGGUCCCUAUGGCCAAGGAGAAUCAGGUUAAAGGAAUUGUUCACGUGGAAAACCACUGGACCUGAUGGGAUGUUCCUGUGCUGUGUUGCUAAGCAGAGGAGUUACGAAGUCAGCAACUUGUGCAGCUCAGGGAGAGACAGGAUCUCCUCAGACCCUACAUUUUCAAGAGCCCUGGACCCCCAUCAUGAUGCAGACUGGGACAGUCUGUCACUAGCAGAACCACAAGUGGAAAGCAACAGUGGGAAACUGGUGGCUUCCAGCACCACAUCUAAGGCUCCUGCUUAUAGUGCUCUGGUAACAUUUGGUGUAGCAGAGCCCCAGUUUCAAGGUACUCUCAUAGAUGCUGCAAUAAAAUCUUCUGCACACAUUACAAAACUGAAUUUAAUCUGAGGCAACAGAAAUACACUUUCUUUCUCUUUGAAAAAGUGCCUUCAGUCAUAAAAGCACAAGUUGGAUCCAGCAUUCUUAGGUGCUUGAUGAAAAAGUAAAACGUUGAGUUAUGAAAUAAUGUCCAAGUAGGGAGUAGAUAUAGAAAACCUAAAUAAGGCAGGGCCUAAUACUCCAGGGUCAUCAGGGCUGUAACCUGUUAUAGUUAAAAUCAGUUUUCUGCAUAGAGAAGUAGGAAGUAAAGUAUGGUAGUAGUAUGCCAGAUCCACAUAUACACAGAAAAAAGACUAAACAGUUUGCAUUUCUACAUUGUUGUGUGGUUUCCAAGAAAACUAAAUGUAAAGCUGAAUUUAGCUCUCGUGUGAAAUUGUGCCUUCAAUUUCUUUACCAUGUAACACUUGUACACCUUUUCAGGACACUCCUAAUUUUAACCCUACUCACUGACUUAGACAGCCCUCUCUGCUGUCAAAACUACUUAGUUUGCAACUAAAGUCCUCGCUCUGUGACAGAAGCCACUCGCUGCCCUAUCUGAUUUCAUUGUAAGACUGGGGUGUAUUAGCUCUGGCUGAGCUGGAGUUUAUUUCCCCACAGCAGGCCUCACAGUGCUGUGCUUUACAUUGGUAGCUAGAAAGGUGUUGAUAACAUACCAGUGUUUUGGCUACUGCUGAGCAGUGCUGGCACAGCAUCAGCACUGUCUCUCCAACAUUCCCCCAUCAGUAGACUGGGGGUAGGCAAGGUCCUGGGAGGGAACACAACGAGGGCAGCUGACCCAAACUGACCUUAGGAGUA